CCGGGGGCUGCCCCCCAAAUCAAGUAAGUAAUAAAAAAAUAUUUAACUAACUGACCAAUCGAGUCACAGAUCGCUUGGUACUGCUGAUUCUAGUUGCAGAACUUGAUUCAAAUAGCAACGUAGCAACCAAGUUGAGGACUGCUUCAGACUGGCAUCAUGGAAGAAUCUGCUAUCAAUUGUUUUAUGGGCUUCCAAUGCCGCAGUCUAUGUCAGGACAUCUGCCCAAGGUCUAGACAUUAGCAUUAACCUUUGAGAUGGAGGGAAAAGGGGGAGAAGUCUGCAUUCAGGGCCUGUAAGACAGAGUUGUUCCACCUGGCCGUUGGCUUAGAAUCAAUUUGAUUCCCUCCCCCCUUUCUUUUUUCCUUUCUUCUCCUGUGAUGAGGCUGCAUUUUAAUGUUUUAAUUGUUUUAAUGUUGUAUUUUAAUAUUGUUUUUUAAGUUGUAUUUCAAUCAACUUGUUUUUAUUAUUGGUUGUUAGCUGCCCUGAGCCUGGUCUUGGCUGGGGAGGGCGGGGUAUAAAUAAAUUUUAUUAUUAUUAUUAUUAUUAGGCAUGUACCAAUGAGUCAUAUCCCUGCUCAACCAUGAAACUCUAUGGUUGGUGUCUAGUGGACUCAGUAGAUUGUUGAGUGAUUCAGGAUAUGAACAUAGGAUCAUACUAGAUUAUACUAAAGGACUGUCUAAUUCAGCAUUCUGUUUCCCAUGGUAGCCACUCAGAUGUUUCCGGGAAACCCACAAGCAAUAGUGAAAUAGAUCUCCUCUCUGAAUCUGUCUAAUCCCCUUUUAAAGCUGUCUGAGGGCCUGUUUAUUGAGCAUUCAUCCAGAUUUGCUUGCAGGAAGGUUAGGCAGCAUUAGGGAUGCCAUAUUUCAAAAAGUGAAAAUCCGGACAGAAAACUUACCAAGCUUUUAUGGGAAGUCGGCAAAAACGGCAUUGCCGACAUGGGCUGCCAUAUGCCUGGAUUUCCCCGAGCACUUUUCCUAUUUCUGCCUGGACACUGCUGCCGACUGCCGCAGUAUUCCGGAUAUGGCUGGGAAAUCCUGGACGUAUGGCAGCCCUAGAUAACAUUGGCUAUUUAGUAAGCAUUCAUCUUGAUUUGUUUGUGAGGAGGUUAGAUAAUGGUGCAUUGGGUGCUCUCCCACACAUUCUAGUGCAUGUUCCCAUCACUUUUCUUAUUGCAAAAUGAAAUAUACUCGGAGUCGAGAGCGGAUUUCAUACUCUUUAUUCAGCUCAUAGUGGUGAGGAGGAAUGGAAGUUCCCCCAGAAUGUCUGCUUUAUAUAAAUUAUUUACACAAUGGGCCCCAUGUGAUUGGCUAAUUCCGGGAUUCUCCUGUAGGCCAAUCAGGUUGCGGAUUCACUUCCACCUGGAGUUGGAUUGGGUGGCUCCUGUGGACCAAUCAGACUGCUGCUUUCUGGGUCCUAUUGUUCUAGGGCCAAUCAGACUGCUGCAUUCUGAAUCCUGUUGUUCUAGGACCAAUCAGACUGCUGCAUUCUGAAUCCUAUUCAACUCAGUACAUAACACAAAACAUACGAUAUUUGGGGGGAAGUGGGUUUGUUGCAAAGGACUUCUCAAUCGACUAUAUUUAUGCAACUGGAAUUUGCCAGUGUCUGAAUGAAUCCCACUAGGAAAUGGCUACUGUCCAAAAGCGCCAUCAAUUCAUCUUGGGGUAGCAAACUCCACCAUUUAAGGAUGAGGCUGCCUCUUGUACUUCUUGUACCCAGCAUGCACUGCUCUGAACUCCUUGCAGAAAGAAUUAGAUACAAAUGUGAUCUAUAUAAAUAAAAAUCAACAUUGGGGGGCGGUUUGGAGACACCCUGCAACUUUCCACCUCUGGCACUUAUUCCUGACAUCUCAACUUGAUUCAUGCUCUGACUGAUAGACCUCAGCAACAGAUUAUUAACUGCAAAACAAACAAGCAUAAAAGUUAAGACUGACCACAAUACAUGUAUUUUCAUUUUCAUUUUUUAAAAGCAGAUCUUGAUUGCAGUUGUUCUUUCCCCCCAGGUUGCUGCUCGAUACCUAAUCUGCUUUGCACCUUGAAGAUCAAGGCUAAAUGUAAAGGCUAAGUAGAUAGUGGCGGUACAAUCAAUAAUAGGUGCUAUAUCCUUGCAGGUACACGGGAUUUUCUGCACCUUUCCCUGUUCCUCGUGCAUUUGAUGUACAAUGCUAAAUUAGUUAAUAUAAAUCCAUUAGGAAUGCUUAGAGCAGUCAGGAAUGUACUCCUGAACAGAUAUUAAUUUUUACAGUAUUGCAAGAGUGGAGCAGCAGCUCCUAUUUGUAGUUCACAACAUGUGGACUGCUUGUAACAGACUAAACAAGUUCCUGAAACAGAACUCUCUUCUUAACUAAAAAGUCUGCAUUGCCAUUUCUUGAUCUGGACGCCUUGCUUUAUCUUGCUUUGAUUUGUUUAUAUCCCUGAUUUUGAAUAUUUCUGGAGUACCCUGGCUAUGUGAAAUUUAACAAAGAAGUGGCAAAAUUAAAUCCAAAUAUCUUCUGCUUCUGCAAGGGUGUCCACGACCUCUUGUGCAAGCUUGAGGAUGGCUGCAUGUUGCAGGAUUGUGUGAACGCUUGCACAAGCAUUUACAGCAGAUCUGCACCAGCAGAUAUUUAUUUUCCCUUACACUACUGCUUCUUCUGAUCCCAUUGCUUGUUUACCAUCUGGGGAGGAGCAGGGGUUCUUGUGAGCCAAAAGGUAAAACUGAAAUAGAGCAGGGGGAGCUAAUUUGGUGCCCCCCCCAUAUCAUGUUGUUGGACUACAUCUCCCAUCAGCCCUUACCACUAGCUAUGCUGAACAAGGCUGAUGGGAGUUGGAGUCCAACAUCGUCUGGCAGAUACCAUGUUGGCUACCCAUAAUACAGUGGUACCUCGGGUUACAUACGCUUCAGGUUACAUACGCUUCAGGUUGCAGACUCCACUAACCCAGAAAUAGUACCUCGGGUUAAGAACUUUGCUUCAGGAUGAGAACAGAAAUCGUGCUCCGGUGGCGCAGCGACAGCCAGAGGCCCCAUUAGCUAAAGUGGUGCUUCAGGUUAAGAACAGUUUCAGGUUAAGAACGGACCUCCGGAACAAAUUAGGUACUUAACCCAAGGUACCACUGUAUCUGCAACAAGGCUGGGGGUGUAGCUAAAGUGGUGCUUCGGGUUAAGAACAAUUCCAGGUUAAGAACGGACCUCCGGAACGAAUUAAGUACUUAACCCAAGGUACCAGUGUAUAGGGAAAUGAAACAAAUAAGUAAAAACUCGUGCUGUGGUGACGGUUCCAGUUUCCUGUUAGCUUCUGAGCCUUUGUUGCAGAAAAACAAAAUGAAAAAGCCUGUCCUGCACUUCUGUCAUCUGUCAAAAAUUGGUUUUGCUAUGUUUAUACGGUUUUCUCCAAAAGUCACUGGAAGGCAAUGCUAUACCCUCCAACGUUUUUCCAAUGAAAAUAGGGACAUCCCAUUCCAUUAUGAUAGUUUUACUGUUUAUACCUCACACACCUUACUGGGUUGCCCCAGCCGCUCUGGGUAGCUUCCAACAUACAUAAAAAACAUAACAAAACAUUAAACAUAAAAAAACCCCUUCCCUAUACAUGAUUGCUUUCACAUGGCUUGGGGGUCAGAUAACUCCAUACCCUCCAACAUUUCUCCAGUGAAAAUAGGGGCGUCCUAAGGAAAAGUGGGUGGUGCUGUGGUCUAACCACAGAGCCUAGGGCUUGUCGAUCAGAAGGUCGGUGGUUCGAAUCCCCGCGACGGGGUGAGCUCCCGUUGCUCGGUCCCCGCUCCUGCCAACCUAGCAGUUUGAAAGCACAUCAAAGUCCAAGUAGAUAAAUAGGUACCGCUGCGGCAGGAAGGUAAAUGGCAUUUCCGUGCGCUGCUCUGGUUUGCCAGAAGCGGCUUAGUCAUGCUGGCCACAUGACCCGGAAGCUGUAUGCCGGCUCCCUCGGCCAAUAAAGCAAGAUGAGCACCGCAACCCCAGAGUCAUCCACAACUGGACUUAAAAGCCAGGAGUCUGAUACGGUAAACGGGGGGGGGGUCCACCCUCCCACGUCCGAAACGAUGACCUCAAGAGCGCCCACUACACUCUGCACCCCUUCCCCAGCCUCUUCACUGUCGCACAAGCACCACACACAACCCUUUUCCCCUUUUCCACGGGCGAAAUAAGCCCAAAACUCCCAAGCCCCUAUCCCUUCUCUCGCUCCAUCUUUAUUAUGAGUCGACCGUGUCAAAAUACAUCCCCGUUUGUUCCAAUGGCCGCGUAUUGACCAAUCAGAUACGUGCAUCUGCUCUGCAGAACCAGCUCAGCGAGCCUCUGCACGCCUCAUUUAACCUCUUGACAAGCUGCUGACAGCUCCCCGCUGAGAGAACAAUGGAAUCGAAACUCGUAACCUCGUAAAACUGUCAAACCCUGUUACAAUGUAUCCAGUUUAGCUCGUAAAACUGUCAAAUGUAUCUAGUUUGUUUCCGUUUUCUAUUAUUAUUGUAAGAAUGGACGAAAUAGACUGAAAACUUCUUAAAUUCAUAUAAAAUCAACCCCUUCUCCGAUUUCCUUGGUUCUGGUGUCAAUCGACUCAGCCUUUCCAGGACUCCAUAAUCCCUCGAGCGAGGAGUCACGUACUCAGGAAGACCUUAAUCUGGUCAGAUCACCUCGCCCAGCCCUUCCUCCGGGCAAUACCAGGUGGCAGACUUUACAUAUUCGGACCAUUGUCUUCUCAUCACCGGUACUCAGGAAGUGCUUAUCUAUGCAUAUCUUCAGCUCUGCAUAUUCCCUCCUCCCUGUCCUCUAUGCUAAUCCGUGUAACCCAACCUCUCUGUGAUAUCACCCAUGUAACCCAACCUCUUUGUAAUGUAUUCAUGACGCGUUUCGCACUGUAUUAUGGGACAUGGAGGGAAGUUUCAAAAACUCCUGUCACCCCUUACUCGGGGUUCAAUUUCAUCUUGAACCUGUUGCGCAAUAAACUUGGAUUUCCUGGAACUUGCUCCCGUCUCCGGCUGAGCUCAUUUUCUCCCGCAGGGACCCGCGGACUCAGUCCGACGAGGCUGGGUGGCAGAGUAACCCCGCACCCAGAUUUUACCGUAACAGUUGGCGCCCAACGUGGGGCUGGCGGUUCUCCCGAACUGCUGACCGGGGGCCCCGAAAUCUUCAGCCGGCUCCGGGCCAUUUUGCCUGGGAAGAUCCUUUUGGACCUCCGGCCAUCUUCCGGGCGGUAAUCGAAAGCCCUAGGAGUUCAGCCGGGGAGCAAAGAGGGAUCCAGCCGGCUUAUUCAUCGAUCCCGGGAUCAUCGUAGAAGACGCGUGAGUAUAGGAAAAUCCAGUGCACUGGUGGGUAGGGGUGGAAGUCUCCUGGCAACUGAAUUCUCUGCCCUCCUCUCUAUCGUUCCUUCUCACCUUUCUCUUGGUCCGGUUAGCGAGAAAGACCGUGGACCACCGCUCGACCCGAAAGGGGGGUUCUGAGCUCUAUCUCUUUUCUGAACCCUCCAGCCAGCCGCACCAAUUGGGAGCCCGAAGUAAGACGGAGAGAACCGACUUCAAAAUAAGCCGACUCUCCGCAACGGGCAUCUCAGUUGAAAGCAAGGGGUUGGAGUUCUCUUUCCGAGCUUCCCGAGCGUCCUUCCUAGGAGGCAGGAAGUGGUCUAGCUUUUCUAUCCCAAUCCCAGCCGCACCGGUCGGACCACGUGCAUCGUGAGCCCGCUUCCGAAAGCAAGGGGGAUUUUCGAUUCGGAAACCUAUCCGGGGACCACCCGAUCUGGCACCGCACAGCGCGGGCGUCCAGUAGGGCUCCCUUUUCUGAGAUUGUAACGCUAGGUAGGAGGUUGCCAGGAGGGAUAGCUCAUGAGGAAUUGGGCGGGUUUGGCAGAGUGGAAAGGGACCCCUGAUUGUUAAUUAAGGACAAGGAGGAAAUUAGGAAAAGAGAACUAAAUAUUAAGAGCUCACUAAAUCGUUAAGAGGUUGCCAAGCAACGAGAAAGAUACCCAGGCCCCUAUAAACCCUUACCGACCCUAUAUCUCUCUCCCUUUUUCUACCCAGACACGCGUGAACCAUAAAAUGGGUACCCAGGCUUCCAAGCACGAGCGGGCUCACUCUGGGAGGAAGGCUUCUAGAAAGCCAUCCCGGUCCCAGAGGGACCCUGACUCUCCUCUCGAAUUUGUAAUCAUCCAUUGGAAGUCGAUUCCUGGCCACAAACUUCUAUCGAAGCAAAAACUAGAGAACCUCUGCACAGAAAUCUGGCCCGCCAACACCACUUCCGCCCGACCAGAAUUACGUUGGCCCAAGGGAGGUUCGUUUAACGAAGACCGACUGAAACACCUAAGGAGACACUUAAUGGAAGAAAAACCCCGCCAGUUAGAAUAUUUGGCAGCCUUCGAGACAGUUAAAGGAUUACUCCAAGUCUCGAAGGGAGCACCAUCGUAUCAGCUGCCCAUAUUAAAUCCCGGAAGGCAGCCUAUGCCCCCCCCUUACGAAGGACACUUCGCUGAUGAUACAGUAGAACAAGCCCUGGUUCCCUUCUACUAUGGGGAACCGACACCACCCAUCCCUAGCGAUAGCUCGGAUAGUGACGAAGAAACGGGGGAUGGAGGGGCACGAGGAAGUAAGAACCAGAGGCUCACGAGGUUACAAGCCAGAAAGAACAACCCCAUCGUAGAAACCCGUAGCCUUACAGAGCGCCCUAUAGAAGAAACCGAAGAAACCCCGGGAACUUCUGGACAGGAAAGUUCCACAGCGGUCCAGAUGCCCCUAAGGGCCCUACCGAUUCCGCCCAUCCAACCCGACGGGGCUCCCCGGAUGGUUUAUACGCACCAGCCCUUUUAUACUGCCGACCUAGUAACCUGGUCAAAUCAAAUGCCCUCUCUAAGGGAUGACCCAGAUAAAUGCCAUCGCCAGAUCAGCGCCAUCUUUUCCACUCACAACCCCACUUGGCCAGAUGUCCACGUUCUUUUAAACGCCCUAUUCAAUGAAGCUGAAAAGGCGGACAUUCUGACCAAAGCCGGAGAGGCCAUAGAGUCACCGGACUACCAGAGGGGACGUCCCGCGGCAUUAGCGGCCCUCUCAGCCCAGUGCCUGCGUAUAGAACCUACAUGGGACUACAAUACCACCAACGGGAUUUGGUGCUUAAAUCUAUUUAAAAGGGCUAUCUUAGACGGUGUAAAAGCCGCUGGACAGCGUACUGUCAACUGGACCAAGGUCCAAACUGUACUACAGGGACCAAAUGAACAUCCAUCGGAUUAUUACACUAGAUUGGUCUCCGCCAUCAAGACCUGGGGAGGGAUAGACCCGGAGAACCCCCAACAUGAAGUAAUCGUUAAGGGUUUCUUCAAAGACCAGGCCAGCCCAGAUAUAAGAAAAGCCCUGAAUCUCCAAAUAGGAUAUGAUGGGAAGAGCGUUAGCGAAAUCUUAUCCAUCGCCAAAUCAGUUUAUAACUCUCGGGAUGAAAGGAAACGAAAGGAAGCAAAACCUGAGACUGAACACAUCUUAGCGCUGAGCAUGGAGCCUAACUCCAGCCGGGGCAGAAGUUUUAACCGAGGAAGAGGGGCCGGGGAGGAGGACCCCCCGCUCCCCACAGACCAUGGGGACCCAACACCGGAGGAUGCUAUUACUGCCAAGAAGAGGGACACAUAAAGAGGUUUUGCCCCUACCUAAACACCACAACCUAUGGAGUACAAGGCUCUAAACCCUUUCCGGCUCAGACCAAUUAUCCUCCUUUCCCGAUGCGCCCACAUUCCAACAUGACCCAGGGAUAUGGCAACCAACAACCCACUAUGCAAGCACCUCCAAACCACCGACCUCAACCGGGCACACAGGUUCAAAUGCCCGCUAUGACUCCAGCCACUCAUUCUUGGGCAAAUGCCACCGCUCAUCCCUUACAACCCCAACCAGCCACCUCCUGAAGAUCAAGACACAUACUGACAAUUAAAGGGGAAUCUCAGUCCGGCCCAAGCCAUCUACCCUGUCCUAGCAUUAUCGCCAGAUGACCCUAUCUGCACGAUUGAGAUCGAUGGCCACCCCUAUCGAUGUUUAUUAGAUACGGGAGCUACGUAUUCGACCCUGACUAGCAGCCACCUAGAACCCGGGUCAGAAACCAAGAAAGUUAUGGGACUGGACGGGAUACCCCGCACUUGCCCUCUCUCACAACCGGCCAAAGUCACCCUCGGACCCUUAUUGGCGGAACACACCUUCCUCCUAACGAGCAGCCCAGUGAAUCUCCUUGGCAGAGACCUACUCUGCAAACUCAAUGCCACCAUAAAAUGUUCUGAAGAUGGCAUCUACCUGUACAUGCCCGAAGACUCUGUCCCUGCCUUUCAAGGCAUGGUAUUAGAGGAAAAAUUAGAUCGCCAGUUUCCCGAACUUCCCCCAGAACUAGAGAAUGAAUUACCUCCUUCACUGUGGGGCACGGAAUCAACUUCUGUAGGAUUGCUAUUAUCUGCCACCCCGGUAAGGAUUACCUAUAGAACUGAUCGGCCCUUCCCUUGCACCAAGCAAUACCCUCUACCCAAAGAAGCAAUCGACGGACUGACACCUAUGAUAGAAGAUUUCCUCAGCAAAGGGAUCCUUGUUCCCUGUGCGUCACCUUGUAACACCCCAGUGCUCCCCAUAAAGAAACCCUCCACAGAAGGAGCCCCAGUCCGGUACCGUUUUGUCCAAGACCUGAGACUGGUAAACCAAUUCGUAAUACCCCGCCACCCAGUCGUGGGCAACCCUAACUCCCUCUUAAAUGCCAUCCCGGCGGGAACAACCUGGUACUCUGCAGCGGAUCUAUGCUCCGCCUUCUUCAGUAUACCCUUGGACCCCGCCAGCCAAUUCCUUUUUGCAUUUACCUGGGGACCCAGCCAGCUAACUUGGACAAGGCUGCCCCAAGGCUACGUAGAAUCACCCGCGAUCUUUUCCGCCAUAUUACACCAGGACCUACAGGACGUGUGCCUGCCUGCUAACUCCGCCCUCCUUCUCUACGUAGAUGAUAUUUUAUUGUGCUCUACUAGUGAAGAGGCAUGCAAAUUAGACACUAAAUAUCUCCUCUCAGAACUAGCCCGGAAAGGACACAAGGUGUCCCCUAAGAAGUUACAAUAUUGUAAACAGGAAGUAAAAUACCUCGGGCACAUCCUAGGAGUGGGUACCCGAAGCCUAGCCACCGACAGAAUCGAGGCCGUUACCAGAAUUCCCUCCCUAAGACUAAGCGGCAAUUACGCGGCUUCCUUGGUAUGGCAGGCUUCUGCCGAGCAUGGAUUGCCGGCUAUAGCGAAAUAACGAAGCCUUUAACCGCUAUGACCCGCCAAGACCACCCAGAUACCCUGGUCUGGGAAGAGGAAGCUUAUAAAUCCUUCGAACGCUUAAAAAGAGAAUUAAGGUCCGCUCCUGCUUUAGGACUGCCAGACUACCGGACUCCUUUUAACCUGUUCAUCCAUGAACAAAUGGGAGUCGCCUCAGGGGUCCUAACCCAACCCUUCCGAGAUCAGGAAAGACCAGUAGCCUAUUACAGUCUACAACUAGACAACACCGCAAAGGGAGCAGUGAGUUGUUUAAGAGCUAUUGCCGCCACUGCGAUCCUCCUUGAGAAAGCCCAGGAAACAGUCUUGGGACAUGAAAUUACCAUCCAUGUUCCCCACUCGGUCUCCACCCUCUUAACCUUGAGAGGUUGUCAUCACUUCUCAAACUCUCGCCUAAACCGAUACGAAGCCCUUCUAUUAACCCCAUCUAACGUCACCAUCAAACGCGUCAAUUCCCUGAAUCCAGCUACCCUAUUACCCCUUCCUGAUGAUGGCACCCCACACCACGACUGCGCUACCAUAGUCCGCCAAGCCGAGAAACCGCGGGAGGAUCUAGACCACCUUCCCUUAGAAAACCCCGACCUCAUACUGUACACUGAUGGCAGCUCAAAGGUCAUCGAAGGGGAAAGGAAGACAGGGUACGCAGUCGUCUCUGACUUUGAAGUCCUGGAAUCCAACCCAAUUAACCCACAGUAUAGCGCCCAAGCCGCUGAAUUAAUUGCACUCAUACGUGCUUGUGAACUUGGCGAAGGGAAGAGAACCACCAUUUACACGGACAGUAAAUACUGCUUCGGGCUCGUACACACAACCGGUCAAAUUUGGCUUCAAAGGGGCUUCUUAACUGCAGCCGGCUCCCAAAUUUCACACGCCGCCCUAGUAGAGAGACUUCUUACAGCCAUUCACUUACCGAGUGCAAUAGCAGUAGUCCACUGUAAAGCACACACCAAAGGGAGGGACCCGGUCUCAAAGGGAAACAGACGGGCUGAUAAAGCUGCCCAAAUUGCUGCCCUUCGCCCCCCAAAUAAUGAGUCCGAAUUUCAAGCCUUACAAUUACCUACAGACAUAGACGCAACACAAAUAUAUGAUUCAGCCCCAGAGGAGGAAAAAUCAAAAUGGGAAUCCGUGGGCGCAACUGAACAGAAUGGUAUUUGGACCCUCCCCGAUGGCAGGACAGUCCUUCCAAGAGCCUGGGUUCCAAAAUUAGUGAGAAUCCUCCACCAACAGACUCACUGGGGAAAAUGGAGAUUAAUAGACCACGUUACGAGGUCCUGGUACGCCCCAGGGAUAGCCACCGCAGCUACAGCAGCCUCCAAGAACUGCAUUACCUGCCAUCACUUCAACCCCAAACGUGAGCCCAAAAGGAAACCACCAGGAGCUAGACCGUGGGCCUUUGUCCCCUUUGAGAGUUUACAGCUAGACUUUAUCGACUUACCCCAAUGCCAAGGCUUCAAGCAUGCCCUGAUUAUAAUAGAUCAAUUUUCCUCUUGGGUGGAGGGAUUCCCCUGUCGAAAGGCCACCGCAUCGGUAGUCGCUAGGGCCCUCCUUCAAGACAUCAUUCCUCGAUAUGGGAUACCCCGCCGCCUAGACAGUGACAGGGGAACUCACUUCACUGCAGAAGUGGUACAAUUGGUGGCCAAAGCCCUCCAAAUAAAGUGGGACCUUCAUACACCGUACCACCCACAGUCCUCUGGUCAAGUAGAACGUAUGAACCAGGAGAUAAAAAUGCAACUGGGAAAACUCUGUAGACUCUCGGGGCUGAAAUGGGUAAAUGCACUCCCACUGGUCCUUCAUAAUAUACGAAGUGCCCCAACAGGACCUUUGAAACUUUCCCCAUUCGAACUUCUAUUCGGGAGACCCCCUCCCGUAUACAACACCUUGUUUCCUCUCUCAGAACUGGACGUGGGGGAGGCGGAACUCACUAACUAUAUUAUUCAGCUUCAGACACAGCUACUACGCCUCCACCAGUACGCGGCUAUCGAGGGACAAAACCUGCCUAUUGACGUCCAUGCCCACUCUUUCCAUCCCGGCGACUGGAUCCUCGUUAAGGUCUAUCAGAAGGCGCCGCUCCAACCUGCGUGGGAAGGUCCUUACCAAGUACUACUGACCUCCCCGACUGCCGUGAAAGUGGGAGAGAAAAACGCGUGGCUACAUCACACGAGGUGCAAAACAUCCCCACCACCCCAAGAGACGCUAGAAAACCCCGAGGAGGACUACGCCUACGAGACCCCACCCCACUCGCCGGCUACCUACAUCGACGACGACGAGGAACAGACCGGACCGGAUCGGGGCCAAGAUCGGGCUCAACAGACCGGACCGGAUCGGGGCCAAGAUCGGGCUCAACAGACCGGACCAGAUCGGGGCCAAGAUCGGGCUCAACAGACCGGACCUGACCGAGGCCAAGUUCGGGCCCAACAGACCGGACCUGAUCAGAGCCAAGUUCCGACCCAACACGCCAGACCGGACGUUACAGCACCUAACUGGACGUCCGAGAUCGUCCCAGACUCCAACGCCAUCAAACUUCGCCUUAAGUGCCUUUGA
Messenger RNA from Podarcis lilfordi (Lilford's wall lizard), 11767 nucleotides. The record is from the annotation of a GenBank genome assembly. NCBI's taxonomy places the organism in Eukaryota, Metazoa, Chordata, Lepidosauria, Squamata, Lacertidae.